Chironomus riparius is the source of this 12426-nucleotide messenger RNA. Lineage: Eukaryota; Metazoa; Arthropoda; Insecta; Diptera; Chironomidae. The record is from the annotation of a GenBank genome assembly.
UUUCUGUCAAUAAUAUUUUUCAUAUAAAUCGACAUCUACCUUACUAAAAUAGUGUUUAGCAAUUAGAAAAGUGGAAAUAAUAGUGUUAUUGAUGAAGUGCCGCUGAAAGUUUAAUUAUAAAUUCAAGAAAAAUCGAUAUAUAAAAAAAAUUGAGGACAAAUCUUUUUCACUUUUUUUUUCUGAAACAGAAAAUUUAUGAAAAUUUUCACAAAAAUUAUCGAAAUGAGACACUUUAUAAGAAGCUAAUGCAUAAGAUUUCAUUGAUUGUAGAAAGUUUUUGAGGUUUAAGCUCAAAAAGUAGGAUUUUGAUAGAUUUUAGUAAAAGUGUAAUGAACAACGAUCAGCCACCAAAUAAUCAAGUCAACAACCAAGACGGUGGCGUUUGGAAUAACGAACAAGAGAAUGAUCGAUUGAGCUUUGAGGACUCUGAUAGAUUUUCAGAAGGCUCCUUAUGCUCCUGGAGCUCAGAGCAGGAAUCUCUGUGCAACAAUUGGCGUGGCUGGAAGAAGCCCAAUCUUAAUAUUACAAAUUCGUUUGGUAUAAGCUUACCAAGACGAAAUCCCGAUGAUGUUAUAUCACUCACGGAGCUAGCAGCGCGCUGUGUCGCAUCGUAUAUCCCAUUUGAAUUAGUUGAACAUGUCUUUCCUCCCGUUCCAGAACAGCUACAAUUGAGAAUAGCAUUUUGGAGUUUUCCGGAUAAUGAGGAAGACAUUAGAUUGUAUAGUUGCUUAGCAAAUAGUUCAGCCGAUGAGUUUCAUCGUGGUGAACAAUUAUUUAAGAAUAAAUGUGUAAAAGACCCCCUGCAAAUUGGAUUUCAUUUAUCGGCUACGGUAAUCUUACAGCAGCCAAAAAAUCAGUAUAAUGUUGCAGUCACAUUCGAUAGACGACGGAUCUCGUCAUGUAAUUGCACAUGCACAUCGUCAGCAUAUUGGUGCUCUCAUGUUGUGGCUGUUUGUUUAUUCAGAAUUCAUUGCCCAACAAAAGUAAGUUUAAGAGCACCAGUGUCAGAGUCGUUGACUCGAUUGCAACGCGAUCAAUUACAAAAAUUUGCACAGUACUUGAUAAGUGAAUUACCACAACAGAUACUCCCGACAGCACAGCGUUUACUCGAUGAAUUACUUAGUGCUCAACCGACAACUAUUAAUACAGUAUGUGGAGCUCCAGAUCCAACAGCUGGAGCGUCAAUUAACGACCAAACAAAUUGGUAUUUGGAUGAAAAGACCCUCCACGAUAAUAUUGCCAAAAUUCUCAUAAAAUUCUGCAUGCCAACACCUAUGGUAUUUAGUGAUGUAAAUUAUUUAACAAAUUCAGCACCGCCAGCUGCAGCUGAAUGGAGCUCAUUAUUGCGACCAUUAAGAGGGCGAGAGCCUGAAGGCAUGUGGAAUUUAUUAUCAAUUGUACGUGAAAUGUAUAGACGAUGUGAUCGUAAUGCAAUACGGUUGCUAGAAAUUAUCACGGAUGAGUGUAUGGCAGUCGAUCAAAUCUUGGUAUGGUGGUUCAAUAUUAAACUCACACUGUUGAUUGGCUAUGGAAGUCAUAGCGGUGGCAAACAUAAUAAUGCUCAUAAUAAUUCUAACUCUAUGCAACAUGCUUGUGCAUCAUUAUGUGAUGAGAUUGUUGUUUUGUGGAGAUUAGCAGCACUCAAUCCAGGACUUGCACCCGAUGAAAGAGAUUUAUUGCACGCUCAAUUUACAACAUGGCACUUAAAAAUUCUCGAUAGAGUCACAAAAUGUACCGUCGCAUCGUCUUCACAUAAUAGUCGACAACAACAAAAUAUGAGAAAUGACACAGAGUUAUUUACAGGAUUUAAGCCUGCAAUUGAAGCAUGCUAUUUGGAUUGGGAGGACUAUCCAAUUCCUGGAGUUACUCAUACACAAGAUACAAAUCCAAUGUAUCACUGUCCAUUUGCAUGCUUCAAAUCGGAAUCGAAAAAUGAUGGAGUGUCAAAUGGCAUAACAGUACAUUCGAGUCAGGCGAUUUUACAGAAUAAUGUAAAGCAGUUCCACUCACAAGCACAUCAUCAUCAUCACCAUCAUCCACAUCUUAUACACAUGACAAGUCAACCUGGUCCAUCAACAUCAGGUCAAAAGAAUAAUCGUCAUCGAAGUUAUGCGUCAAGCAGUCAAAAUAGUCAAAGUAGUAGUGACAGUGUCAACAAUAUUGACCUAAAUCCAGUCAAUUUAUCUGCGAAUGACUCAAAGCGAAAUGAAGAUUUUGGUGGAAAUCGAUCAAGUGUGUCGAGUGAAGGUUUUUGUGAGAACGAGGAUGAAAUUGAUGAUCCACAAAAUUCAUCAAAAUUAUCAACAUCACGUAAGUCGCAGAAUGCAGACGAGUCAUUGGACAAUAGCUCGAUGUUAUGCGAUGACUCAAUGACAUUACAAAAUGAUGCUACAAUUAAUGAAUAUGAUAAGAAUGAGAAGGUAAAUGUAAAUAAUGGAAAUGACUUAACUUCACCAUCCUCAUCAAAUUCAUUGUCAUCAACAUCUUCGUUGUCCAUUGUAUCACAAAAACAACAACAAAAGCAACAACAACAACAACAACAACAACAACAACAACAUAUGAUGAGUAAGGUAAAUAAUAACGGUAAUAAUGAGUAUCAAGAACCAACGCCGUCAACAUCAUCAACAAAUUACGAGAAUGUCAGUCUUCGGCGAGAGAACUCAAGACGAUCAUCAAAAGAUGACUCGACAAGUUCAGAUAGUCAAAUAAAUGAAGACUAUGCAUCGAUGUCAAAUACUGAACAAAGCAGCAAUAGUAAUAAUCAUGUCAAUGUCACUAACAAUGUACACAAUAACAUCCAUAAAGAGAUUGAAUAUCACAAUGAAAUUCGAGAACAGAGUCAUAAUGAAGGAGCAGCAAUGGUAUCGAAUGCUGAAUAUUUUCAGAAACAAAUUCAAAAUGUCUUUGCUGCACAGUCACAAACACAGAUACAGUCACAGCCGCCCACACAAGAGACGAAAAUGCAAAUGUUUUCAAAUCUUAAACCCACGGAAGAUGCUUGGGAUAUAUUGUUUGCACGAGCUGAAGGACUUCAUGCUCAUGGACAUGGAAGGGAAGCAUGCAUCCUUGCUGUUCGUUUGGCUGAGCAGAUGCUUGCACAUCCUCCAAAUUUGAUGAUUGAAAUUCCACCACCACCAAAAAGGAAAGGCAAGAAGCACAUUAAUCCAAUAUCACAUCAAGUAAGUGUAUUGGCAUCAGCUACGCUCUCUAAAUGCGCUUUCCUUUGUACCGUUCUUGCUGAGAAUUCAGAACAUUAUCAUAUUGCAUUCCGCGUAUGUUUAUUUGGUCUAGAAAUGCCACGUCCACCAGCAAGUACAAAACCAUUGGAAGUGAAAUUAGCAAAUCAAGAAUCAGAUUUAUUGGCAUUGCUUAAGAAGAUUCCAUUGAAUGCAAUGGAGCUUAAGAUUAUACGUGAUAGAGCUGAGGCUUUAAGAGAUGGUACAUUAAAGUCUCGGGGUGAAGCUCUUCUACCGAUUAUGUUAGCCAGCUUUAUUUUUGAAGCUCUCGUUAUGCCAAGUGUUACAGGCAAGGAGAAUCGAAUGAAGGCAUUAUGUGCUUCAUAUCGUUAUCCAACGGAUGAGAAUUUAGGAUUUGAAGCAGCUGUUGCUGCAUUAGGAUUAAAAGCAAAUGUUUCCGAGGCAGAACAUCCAUUAUUGUGCGAAGGAACAAGAAGACAACGCGGUGAUUUAGCACUCACACUCCUCUCAUAUUAUCGUGAUGAACCGCGAAAAAUUUGCCGUAUCAUGGAGAAAUUAUUGGAUCGUGAGAUACAUUCAUUGAUAAAGACACAACUGCUACCGUCGUACUACUCAAAUAAUCCACCAACGAGAAGUCAAUCUUCACAAAUGCGACUUGAUGCUGAGGUUGAACAGCAAUAUGCUGGAAAUGAGUUAUUGAACGAGUUUAAUGGAAAUUCACGUCCACAAAGUAGCACAAGUGCUGAAUUAGAAAAUGGAAUGUCAGCUAUGAGUCUUAAUCCGAUUCCCGGAACCUCAGCUAUUCAACCAGCAGCGAGUAGCACACCUCCACAAAUGAUAUCAGGUAAUAUCACUGGAACGAUAUCGAGGACGAAAGAUUUACGUUACAAAGGAAAACGAGCAUAUCCGUCGAUUCCAAAUCAACCAUCUGAAGCGAGUGCACAUUUCAUGUUUGAACUUGCAAAGAAUGUACUUACAAAAGGUGGUGGAACAAGUUCAACGUCACUCUUUACACAAGCAAACGCCACAAAUAAUUCUCAUGAUCCACAUCGUGCACUCCACAUGUGUGCUUUUCAAAUUGGCUUAUAUGCUUUGGGUCUUCAUAAUUGUGUGAGUCCAAAUUGGUUAUCGAGAACAUACUCAUCUCAUGUCUCUUGGAUAAUGGGUCAAGCAAUGGAAAUUGGAGCACCAGCUAUAUCAUUCUUAAUUGAUACAUGGGAAAGUCAUUUAACACCACCCGAAGCAGCUGCAAUGGCUGAUAGAGCAUCAUCAAGAGGUUGGGACGGUAAUAUGGUAUAUCCUGCAGCUGAACUUGCACUGUCUGUGUUACCACAUGCUGCAGCAUUAAAUCCAAAUGAAAUUCAACGCGCAAUUUUACAAUGUAAAGAACAGAGUGACCAAAUGCUUGAGCGUGCAUGUAUAACUGUCGAAAAAGCUGCAAAAGGAGGUGGUGUAUAUCCGGAAGUUCUAUUUCAAGUUGCAAAAUACUGGUAUGAACUAUAUUUGCGAAAUACACCCGGCGGUGAAUUGGAACCAGAAGAACAGCAUGAUUACUUUAAUGUUAAUUUAAUGUCAUUGGUCGAAAGUUCAAAUGAAUUGCAACAACAACAGCCAGCAGCUCCUCCUCCUGGACCACAACCAAAUCCCCAACAACCUUAUCCACCACCACAAAUCCCGCUUCCUCAAAUGGGAAUGCCAACCUAUCCUUAUGCUCCCUAUCCAUGUCAACAAUUGUAUCAAAAUAUACCCUAUCAUGCUCCAAAUCAGAUGCAAAUGUACAUAUCACCACCACAAUUCUCGUAUCCACCACCCCAGCCACAUGCAAAUAAUCCAAGUGCACCCUAUGGUCAACCACAAAUCCCACCUCAAUUUCAAAUGGCACAUCAACAGCCUUCACAAAGCUAUCAACCGAUGCCAAAUCCUCCUCAACAAUUCCCACAAAUGCCAGUUCAAGUAAAUGUUCCGCCUGGUGCGAAUCCAACAGCUGGUCCUGCUCCCAUGCAAUAUUUUGGUAAUCCACCACCACCAGUCGCAAUGCAACAGCCUGGUGCACCGAAUAUGGUAAGACCACCUCAAAUGGUUGUAUAUCCACCAUCUGCAGCAAGUGGCUCAUCAAUUAAUGUCCGGCAUCGUCAUCAAUUCAGUCCAACGCAAUUGCGAUAUUUAUUGCAAGCAUAUAAUGUUGGAAUGUUGGCAUUAGAAACAUUGGCGAGACGUGUUCAUGACGAUCGCCCACAACAAAAAUACGCGAGAAAUCCACCGUACGGCGAAGAUGUUAAAUGGCUAUUAAGAAUUUCAAAGCGACUCGGUACACAAUAUUUGCAUCAAUUUUGUGUAUGUGCUGUUAACUCAAUUGUCAGUCCAUUCAUAUUGCAUGAGGUUGCUAUCGAGUCAGCACAUUACUUGGCGAGAAGUAACUCUAAUAAUUCUGCAUUGGUUAUGCAACAUUUGCGAUCAACGCUAUUGCCACUCGUGCAGAAGUGCCAGCAAAUGUACAUUCAAUGCAUACACACAAAACUGUAUCACUUAACGGUUGCUGAUUAUGAAGAGUUUACAAAUACAAUUUUGUCAGCACGUGCUGCAUUCCAAAUCACACCGGAAGGACACAAUCAAUUUAAAGAUUGGAUUCAGUCGAUUAGAAGGUCAAAAUCAUGCAAGAAAGAGCUUUGGACUCAGAUAAAUGCUGCAAUGCAAAAUCAAACGAAAUGACAGCGGUUCGAUACAAUUAGUGGAAAUUCAGACAAACCAACUCAACAAAAUGGACAGCCAUCACAUUAUUAUUCAUCAGCGGCUACUUCAUCAGCUAUUUUUCCCACUUUACAGCCACCAAGCAUGCAAAUUGUCGUCGACUACUCAAAUAUGUCGGCCUGCAUACCAACUACAAAAUUUAAUCAAGAAGAGAAAUGAAUGUUUUUUUGAGCGUAUCCUUUUUCGACACGUAAGGCACUGACUUGCAUAAAGUAAUGAAAACAAAAAAAAAAUAAUAAUGAAUGAUGAAAACCAGAAAAAUUGUAAGUUUCAUUGUAUGAAAUAUAAUUUCUCGUGACUGUCAUGAUAGAUUCUAUUGACGGUUUAGACUGGAAAAAGCACAUAAAUUUUAAUUCAACCUUAUUUUUUUGGUGUAAAAUAUUUUAAUUUACAUGAAAAACAAAAAAAAAUUAUCUCAAUUCCAUUCUUAAUUUUACAAUUAAAAGGAAGUGAUUUUUCAUUUUUUUUUAAAAGGAGCGAGAUUUUCGAUGAAAAUUGAUGGAACUGAAUAAUUCUUCUUUAGAUUACUUUGAAGACUUUAACUUCUGGGAAGAACCUACGCUCAAAAAGAAUGAUUGUUCUUGUACGUCAAUUUUCAUGAAAAAUUUGUUCAAUUUUUGAUCGGCAAAAAAAUUUAAUUUUAAAAAUAUGAUUAAAUAUUCUCUACAUACAAAAUAGACAUAGAAUAUUUUCUAUCAUAUCGUUGUGUCGGUGUCAGGAGAAUUAAUUGAGCUUUUUAGAUUCUUGAAGAUUUUGCUCGGUUCUGUGACUUUCUUUAAGGGUUUUUUGAUUAUUCUCAAAAGAUCUUGACUAUGAUUUUAAAAGGAUGACAUGUGGCACAUCAAGAGUAUCAUAGAUUAAUGAGGUUAGAUACAAACACUCUGUUUGUGUGAUUUGUAUAGCCACGUCCAUCGACAGUGUUGGCAAACUAGAAUUUAAUUUGUAGAGUAAUCAUUUGAGGAUGUUUUAUAAAAAUGGUUUUUAAUUGAUAAUUUUAAGAUUAAAUGAUCUGAUUCAGGACUUCCUGCAUAUCCUGCAUUUCCUCAAAUCUAAUCAUUUGCUCAUUAAAUGAAGAAGCACGAUCUUUUAUAAUGACAAAAUCAUCUAAGGUUCGAAUUCGUAUUACAUCAAUCUUUGUAAUUGUUGAGAGAUCAAUUUUCUGGUAGGAAUCGAACUCACGUAGUUAUGAAAUCAAGAUUACAAAUUUUUGGUAUUUAACCCAACCACUCUUCUAUAAAGAAUUAAUCUCUUGCAAUGACAGACUCAGCUUCAUAUGGUUUGACUCCCCAGACUGCACAACAAAACUACAAAAGUAAUGAAAAUUCAAGAAUCUAAAAUACUCAUCUGUGAUUCCAUUCCUGACUUCUUCAACAUCCUACUGAAUUAAAUUUCCCCCAAAACUCUCAAACUUUGUUUUUGAGAACUCAAACAUCCAAGAAGCUUUCAUACAAUUUCUAGUAAAAAUUUACCCAUUUUUGUUCUUUAAAAUCAAACUUUAGUUCAAUUUUUUUUUAUUUCUUAAUUAUAAAAAUGUAUUUAUCAUAUAAAUUAGAUUAUUAUAGUAAGGAUUUUUCUUCUAAUUCUAAUUUUAAUGAAAAGUGGAAUGAAAAAAAAAACAAAAAAAUUUAACAAAAAAGAAGUAAUUUCCAUUCAUUUUAGUGUCGUAAUUUUACAAGAUGAGAAAAUGAAAAAAAAAAAAUGCAAAAAAUGAUGAGAGUGGUAGUUAAAAUAUUAAAAAAAGCAGAAAAAGAUGAAUUAUAUUAGAUGUAGAGUGUACUUGUAAGCUAUUAGAAUUUAAAUAACAAAGUUUUCUCGUUUUUACUUCAAACUGGAAAGAAAGACAAAGAGUCCUAUUUUCAAUCUUAAUAACAGUAACAAAAGAUCCAGCACGUCCCAAAAUAUCUCUUUUGUUCAUUUUUACUUGUAUUUAUUAUUAUACAUGACACAGCACGGCAUUAACGCCUACAAUUAAUAAAGCAAUUUUUUCAAUUUCAAUCUUUGAAAAGAUCAUAAUAGCAUAAUAAUAAUGAAAAACUAUGAAAAAUUUAUAAAAAAAAAUCUAGACAAGAAGCAAUUCAACUCAAGAAGAAAAAAAAAACCAGAAAAAAGUUUCUUACACUGAACCGCCGUUAGUUUUGUUUCUUUAGUUCUGCUCUUUAGCAUUUCUAUAAAUCAACAACACAUGAUGUAAAUAAGUAAAUGAAGAACUUUCUUCUUUAAUAAUAAAAUCUCACACAUAUGCAGACAGACGUAAAUAUUGACAUGGAUGGUUGAUAUCUGAUGUUUUGUGGUUAAUGGAUUGAUGGCAAAAGUUGAGUUGAUUUUGUAGAAAUUCUGAAAAUUAUUGCCUCUGAAAUAUUAAAUUGUUGAUUCUAAAUUAGAUUUUAUAUGAAUGCAUAGCUAGAAUGCAACUUAUAACUAGGUUGGCUAAAUGCUUAAGUUUUUAAAAUACAAUCACGAACUUACAUCAAAUUAGGUUCAUUUGAUUUAUUCGGAGAUUUUUAUUGUUUUUGGAAAAAUCUGGUUCUUCAUAGCCAUUGAUGUUUUUUUAACCUAAUCUAGGUUUUCAGUUUCUGGCAGAGCUCUAAGUCGACUCCGCAAUACAAAAUCGAUAAAAACCUCUAGUCAACUUUGAGGUCUUUUCUGGUGAUGGGCAUCUCACUUUACUAAUGAUAUUAGUGUCUGUAAAACAAUUUUACUGUCGAUUCAAAUUGAUGUCUUCAUACAAAACCCUAGUCAUUUUGAUCAGUUCCGCACCAUUGGUUGACGUGCCAAUAAAGCUAAGGAUAUUGUCAAUGUUAUUGAAAUGAAUCAUUUAAUUCUUUUUAUUUUUGAAUGAAACUUGCACAUACGUGUUCAAAACGUGCACAGUUGAGCAGUAGAUAUUGAUUUCAUUGAUGAUUGAAACUGGAAAUCCCGAUAAAGUAUAACUUAUGUUAAAACCAACAAAAUUAAAUAACAAAGUUAAGAACGUCAUUAAUUCUGACUCCAGAAAUUACUAAUGAAUAAAAUUUCGCAAUGUUUCUCUGAAUCUUAUCAAAUAACAUUAAGCCAUUAAGACCAUACCACAAACCUUACAUCCAGAUCAACAUUAUAAACACAACACACAGACUAAGACAACAGAAGAUAAAAAACUGAAACGAAAUGAAAAAGAAAACACCCACGAAGGUCUUCAAACUCCCUUUAUUUCUUCUUGUGCUUAACUAUAGUGACUAAAAACUCUCUUAUUGUUCAUAAUAAAUUGUUUUUUUUUUUUUUAAGAGAAGAGAGAUAACUAAUGGUUGUUCACAUCUAUUAAUAAGAUAGAUUACAUAUAAUCUAAUGUUGCACAAUGAAUAAUCUUCGUGAUUAUUAAUUCUCAUAUUUUUUUUGAAAAAUAAACUUUUUAUUACUUUUUUGUUUACAACGAAAACAAGCAACACAUUUUGAGAAAAAUUGGACAUUUCCGGUGUGCAAAUAAAAACUUUUUUUAUUCCCUACUCAAACCCGACCAUUUUUGUGUUUUCCUCGACAGUUUUUUGAAUAUGUAAAAGAAAUGAAACUUAUACACAUGAUGUACAUACUAAUGACUCUUUCUCUUUUUUGAAUCUGCUAUAAUAAUUAUUUAUUGACAUAAAAAGUGAAUUAAACGUAAAUUGAAUAUUAAAAAAAAAUUAUUCAAAAUCACUAUAUUUAUACAACACAGACACACAUACAUACAUACAAUUCUAUUUUAUAAAAGAUGGUAUGAACUUAAAAAUUAUAUUUACAUUCAAGAAAAAAAAAAUUAUAAAUGAUAAAAAAAAACAUUUUAGUGUAUAAUGAGAUAUAAAAAGAAAAGGAUGAAAAAAAGAGAAUCUUUUUGGAUAAAUUUUUUUUUCUAGGAUAGGAUUUUUUUGUCUCUAACCUCCUGGCAGAGUUUACAUUUCCACAGUGCUUUUAAAAAGUUUGCAUAGCUAUUGCUCUGAUGUUGUUUAAAGAAUUAAUGAGAAAAAUGUUCACAUUAAGAAUGUAAUAGACUAUUAUUAAUUAUUGUCGAACUUAAGUCGAUGAGAAUAAAUUUGGGAAGAAUUUUGGAUUUGCUUGUGGCAGAAGAUCUAUGAGAUACCGACUUACUCGAUAUCCAUAAAGUCUUUUUUAAGAACUUAAUGCUUAAGUUGUCGCAGAAUUGCAGAUUGACAAUUUGCAACAUAAAUGCUGUCCAUCCCAAUAAAACAAAAGCAUAUUUAUCAACUUGAAUGUCCUCAAUUUUUAAAAAUUAAAGCAAAGCUAUUCAAAAUUCUUCCGCGAAUACAUGCUGAGUAAUUGAAUAUUUGUUACAUCCUGCCACAAUUUAUUAUCAGACAAUAAGAUUGAAUACCAUCCAAGAAUUCUGAUCAAUCUUUUUGCUUGUUGACAACAAUUUGGAAAGGCUGUAAUGAAACUUUAGUUACUUGAGUUUUGAAAUGUUUGUGAUGAAAGAUUGAAGAUUAAUCUCGAUAAAUGACAUAAAAUUUCAAUUCAUAUUAAAAAGCCAUGAUCUCUUGAAAACAAUAUUAGCAAGGUUUGAAAUGUAGAAAUAUCAUUUUGAGCUAUGAUCUCUUCUUGGUUUAAAUAUGAACAUUUUUUUUGAAAAUAUCUAAUUGAAAUUUUAUUCAUUUAUUAGAUUUUAUGAAGAUUUUGUGAUCUUUUGAAACUUAAAUUAUCAAUUUGGAAUAUUACAUGGUUCAUAGACUAGGUUCUUUAUUUUAAAAACCAAAAAAACUAGGUUUUUAUGUCAUGGUGCAAAAAUUAAGCUACAAGAAUGAUUGAUCAAUUCUAUGAACCUUAAAUCAAGGAAUCUAAGUUUUUGAAAGUAAAAGAACAUUGUUUUGAGUCUCUACUGGAGAUUUAAACUUUUAAGAGCUUGUAAACAUCAUUUAAUUUUUUUUCAUUUGUAAAGAAUAAACAUACCGAAUAACUUUACAAAUCAGAAAAACAUUCAAUAAUGAAGCACUUCAAAUUCAAGCACAUUCUCAAGUUGAACAAGCUUCAAUUACAGCCACUUGAGAACAAUUUUUCUCAAUUUUCAUCACAAAACCUCAAAACUAAAGCUUCUCAAGACAAACUAAGCAACAUUUUAUGUUCAAAUGCAAGAAACAUAUUUUCAGUUUUCAAAGUUUUUUCUUCUUUAUGUUUUGCUCCCCUGUAGACUUUUUAUCCAAUAUUAUACAUUAUUAUAUUAUUGGAAUAUAAAUAUAUAUUAAAUAUAUUAUACAUAUAAAUAAAUAUAAAGUAAAGUAAUGAAAAUUAUUACAGAGAAAAAAAAAGAAAAAAAAAUAUUUUGAGGAAAAAACAUUAAAAAAAUUUAAGAGUAAGAGAGAAAAAUUUUAAAAAUAAGAAAAGAAGAAAAUAUUUCACAUACACACAUAAUAAUAUACUUACGACCUGAGUGACAUGGGGUGAGAUGGGUGGGUUGUGGUUGUGACAAUGGUUUUUUGAAACUUUUAAACUUUUUGAUAUUUUUGUUUUUAAAACUUCAGUUUUGAACAAUUGGAUUUUUCCAAAGUUUUUAAACUUUUUUGAAUUUUAUUGGUUUUAAAUGUUUUUAUUCUUGGACUUUUAAGAUUUACGAAUUUUAAUUUUUUUUAAAUUUCAAACUUAAGAUUUUUUUAAUUUCUUUAAAAUUCAUAUUUCUUAAUUUUUGUAAAUUUCAAAUUUCAAUUUUUAUGUAAAUUUCAAAUUUCAAAUUUUAUGUAAAUUUCAACUUUUAUUUAAAUUUCAAAUUUUGAAUUUGAAAUUUAUAAUUUUGUAAAAUUCUAAUGUAAGUUUCAAGAUAAAUUUAACGUAAAUUUUUAAAAUUUUAUUUCAACUUGAGAAUCCUGACAGCCACAGAUCACCCAAAAUUACCCCAAUUCCACAAAGGUUGCUGCUUUUUUCAACAAAUUUGUUUAAAUUUUAAAAGCAGAAACUGUUUUACAAGGAGAUUAUUACAAAUUACAAAGUUCUUUUUUAUUAUUUCAUACACACACAAAAGAAAAACAAAAACAAAAAAAUCCACACAUACAUACAAACAUAUAUUUACAUACCUCCGUUGAUACUAUUUUUAACAUAAUUAUUUGUUGAGCAAAUAAUUUAUCUACACAUGAAAUUAAGAAAGAGCUUUUUUAUAUAUACACACAUACACACACACAGAUAAUGUUUACUUACCGACCUUUUUUCCAGGCAUUAUUUAUGAUUUUAUUUGUAAAUUUUAAAUUAUGUGAAUUUAUUUUGUCACAUAUGUUAUUAUUUGCCCAAUAUCUCUCUCUAUCUCUCUCACUCACUCUCUUUUAUUUCUCUUAUUAUUUUAAAUUCAAUCUUUUUUGUGGAAAAAAUUUUAAGUGAAAAAAUGAAGUGUCUUUGUAUAUUAUAUUAAAAAUGAAAAAAAGAAGAAGAAAACAGAAUCUUAGAUGAAGAUGAAAAAAUACAUAAAAAUAUUCAUUUUAGACUUUAAGUAUUUCAGAAAUUUUAAAAAUAUGAAAUAAAAUUUAAAAACAGCCGA